AUGACGCAUGCCCCCCUCCGUACGAAUGCCAUCAAAAAAGUAGUCGCGAAGUUAUUCAGCUGGGUUAUGUUGUCGCAUAGAUGGGAAAGUACGGAGCCGCUGCUACAUGAUAUUCAGGAUAAGGUCGUGUAUGAUUUGGACCCAGUCGGAACUGUUGUGAAGUUGCAGAUGUUCUGCAAAGUCGCUCGAGAUGCUGGGCAUCGCUGGGCGUGGAGCGAUACAUGCUGCAUCGACCAGAAUAACAAUUUUGAGUCCGGCGCACUCGCAAACAGCGCUUGGAACACGCGAGGGUGGACUAUCCAGGAGUUUUUGGCUUCUAUAGUCGUCCUUUUCUACCAAGCAGAUUGGUCACUGUAUCUCGAUGACCAUUCUCCCAACCACAAGGAGUCUGUCGCUAUCAUGCAGGAGUUAGAAUAUUCGACAGGCAUACAUGCACAGGCGCUCAUUGCUUUCCAUCCGGGCAUGACAGAUGCACGAGAGAAACUGCAGUGGGCGUCAACACGCACUGCAGAAAACCGCAGAUUACGUCUGGAACGCAUCUGGCACGAAUCUAGACAUUCGCACCACAUUCGUCGCACAUUUUACUCACAUCAUAGCAACGCUAAAACUUCAUACUAA
Messenger RNA from Suillus subaureus, 618 nucleotides. RefSeq lists its product as uncharacterized. Lineage: Eukaryota; Fungi; Basidiomycota; Agaricomycetes; Boletales; Suillaceae. The record is from RefSeq and is a predicted model, not a curated record. The coding region runs from base 1 to 618 and encodes 205 amino acids. The transcript has 2 exons.